AUGUCCGAAGAUAAUCGUGAAAGGAGACCUUCUGUCGGUGCCCCGGUUUCAGAGCUCCAGGGCCCUGUUGGCCCUGGGUUUAGUCGCCCCAAACACAAGAGAACCUACACGGGCUUUGGACCCGCAGAGACCAAGAGCGUCGAGGCCAGCAUCCCAGAGCCAUUGAGGGAGCUAUGGAGGGCCCAUUCUGUUAAAGGGUUCGCAAAUAAGGAGGAGUUUGAGAAAGAGCUGGUACGCCAUGUGGAAACCACACUGGCUCGCUCGCUUUACAAUUGUGAUGAGCUAGCCGCAUACGCAGGAACCGCACUUGCCUUUCGAGAUCGUUUGAUCAUCGACUGGAACAAAACUCAGCAACGCCAGUCCUUCAAAGACCAGAAAAGGGUAUACUAUCUUUCUCUCGAGUUCCUGAUGGGCAGGGCGCUGGACAACGCUAUGCUUAACAUUAAGAUGAAGGAUGUCGCUAGAGGUAAGGGCCUGAAAGAUCUGGGAUUUCGUAUCGAGGAUGUUAUCAAUCAAGAGCAUGAUGCUGCCCUUGGCAACGGAGGCUUAGGUCGACUGGCAGCGUGCUUGCUCGACAGUCUGGCGACAUUGAACUACCCUGCUUGGGGUUACGGCCUGCGUUACCGCUACGGAAUUUUUAAGCAAGACAUUGUGGAUGGUUAUCAAGUGGAAGUCCCGGACUAUUGGCUUGAUUUUAACCCCUGGGAAUUUCCUCGACAUGAAAUCACGGUCGAUAUUCAGUUCUACGGGUGGGUGAGGAAAUACCAGGAUGAGAAUGGCAGAACUGUCCACUCGUGGCAGGAUGGUGAAACCGUUCAAGCAGUGGCAUAUGACAUGCCUAUCCCUGGUUAUGGGACCGACACAACAAACAACCUUCGGCUAUGGUCGAGUAAAGCAAGUAGUGGAGAGUUUGAUUUCCAGAAGUUCAAUGCCGGUGACUAUGAAAGUGCAGUCGCAGAACAACAGCGCGCGGAAACAAUCUCAGCCGUCCUAUACCCGAACGACAACCUCGAGAGAGGAAAAGAACUCCGACUAAAACAGCAGUACUUCUGGUGUGCUGCUUCAUUGCAUGAUAUUGUUCGGAGGUUCAAGAAAACAAAGAGAGCAUGGGGCGAAUUUCCCGACCAAGUUGCCAUCCAGCUUAACGAUACUCACCCAACGCUGGCUAUAGUAGAGCUACAGCGCAUCUUAGUUGACCAGGAAGGCCUAGAAUGGGAUGACGCGUGGAAAAUAGUAACCAAUACUUUUGGCUAUACCAAUCAUACGGUCUUGCCAGAGGCAUUAGAGAAAUGGUCUGUUCCUUUGAUGCAGAACCUCUUGCCACGACACAUGCAGAUUAUCUUCGACAUCAAUUUGUUUUUCCUUCAUGCCGUGGAGAGGAAGUUCCCAGAUGACAGGGAUUUGUUGUCUCGGGUGUCAAUUAUCGAAGAAUCGCAUCCCAAGAUGAUCCGAAUGGCUUACAUAGCGAUUGUUGGUUCCCACAAGGUCAAUGGAGUUGCAGAGUUACAUUCCGAUUUACUCAAGACAACACUAUUCAAGGAUUUUGUUGAAAUUUAUGGUCCUGACCGAUUCACAAAUGUCACAAAUGGCAUUACUCCUCGACGUUGGCUACACCAGGCCAACCCACGGCUCUCAGAUUUGAUUGCUUCCAAGCUUGGGGGCCACCAGUUUCUGACAGAUCUGACACUACUUGAUGGGUUAGAAGCUUUUGUUGAUGACAAGGAGUUCCGCAAUGAAUGGGCAGAGAUCAAAACUGCGAACAAAGUACGACUUGCUAAACACAUCAAAGAUACUACUGGCUAUACCGUCAACCCGACCGCUCUAUUUGACGUUCAAGUGAAGCGCAUCCAUGAAUAUAAGCGCCAGCAGCUUAACAUCUUUGGGGUCAUCCAUCGAUACUUGACUAUCAAGUCCAUGACUCCCAAGGAAAGGAAGCAAGUCUUGCCAAGGGUGUCCAUAAUUGGUGGCAAGGCAGCCCCAGGGUACUGGAUGGCCAAAACAGUUAUUCAUCUAGUCAACAACGUUGCAUCCGUUGUAAAUAAUGACCCGGACAUUGGUGAUCUUCUGAAAGUGAUCUUUGUUCAAGACUACAACGUCAGCAAGGCCGAAAUGAUUUGCCCUGCUUCGGACAUCAGCGAGCACAUCUCGACGGCUGGCACUGAAGGAAGCGGGACCAGCAACAUGAAGUUUGUGCUUAAUGGUGGUUUGAUUAUUGGGACAUGUGAUGGUGCUAAUAUCGAGAUCACCCGGGAGAUCGGUGAACAGAAUAUAUUCCUAUUCGGAAACCUCGCCGAAGAUGUUGAAGAAAUCCGCCAUCGACACCUUUACGGUAAUUUCCGCCUCGAUUCUGACUUAUCGAAAGUCUUCGAUGCCAUCCGAAGCGGCAUGUUCGGUGAUGGGGGUGAUUUUGCCCCGCUUAUUGGAUCUAUCGCAGAGCAUGGUGAUUAUUACCUCGUGUCAGACGAUUUCAACUCGUACAUCACUGCCCAGAAAAUAGUAGACGAGGCUUUCAGAGACCAAGAUGAAUGGAUAGCCAAAUCGAUUACCAGUGUGGCUCGUAUGGGUUUCUUCUCCACUGACCGAGUCAUCAGCGAGUAUGCAGACAGUAUAUGGAACGUGGAGCCAUUGGCAACGAAAGAUUAA
Molecule: messenger RNA, 2643 nt
Organism: Aspergillus tanneri
Lineage: Eukaryota; Fungi; Ascomycota; Eurotiomycetes; Eurotiales; Aspergillaceae
Gene: glpV
Product: glycogen phosphorylase
Exons: 8
Coding region: 1-2643 (880 amino acids)
Biological process (GO): glycogen catabolic process
Cellular component (GO): cytoplasm
Molecular function (GO): pyridoxal phosphate binding; glycogen phosphorylase activity
Source: RefSeq, a predicted model, not a curated record